Clupea harengus (Atlantic herring) is the source of this 1404-nucleotide messenger RNA. RefSeq names its product putative nuclease HARBI1. The record is from RefSeq and is a predicted model, not a curated record. The coding region runs from base 64 to 1365 and encodes 433 amino acids. The transcript has 2 exons. Lineage: Eukaryota; Metazoa; Chordata; Actinopteri; Clupeiformes; Clupeidae.
ACCGCCAAAACCGCUAGUUGGCGGUGGGGUUUCUGUAUUGAGUUUCUUCGUGUACUUUAAAUAAUGGCGACUGAAACUGAGCGGAUCAUGUUGGACUUGGAGUUAAUAAAUGUUGAACAACAGUUACUAUUACUGAAAUUACUGCAACGCAGGAAAGAGAGACGUCGGAGGAGAUGGAGUGUACAACCACUGAACCGACUGAGGCAGAAGGAGGGUGAAUUUUCUGUGCUAGUCCGGCCACUGAGAGACAUGGAUGAGGAAAUGCAUUUCAAAUAUUUUCGGAUGACUGCAGGUAGAUUUGACGAUUUGGUUCGUCGUUUGCAACCAUUUAUCUCGCAUCAGUGUACGCACAGUAUGCCUAUAGACAUUACUCAGAGACUGGCAAUCACCAUUCGAGUUUUAGCUUCAGGUGGAAGUCAAAAGGCUGUAGCAGCUCGCUACAAACUUGCGUCGAGCACAGUGUCUUCCAUAAUUUCGGAGGUCUGUAAAGCUUUAUGGGAAGCACUGCAGCCAGAGUUCCUUCCCUGCCCUUCAGUCGCCCAAUGGGAAGCUAUUGCAGCUGAUUUUUGGCGACUAUGGAACUUUCCGAGCUGUGUCGGCAGCAUAGACGGGAAAAAAGUGAACAUCAAGGUACCAUCUCGCGCCAGGAGCGACUGCGACUGUAAGGGCUCCGUAGUCCUUCUGGCUACCUGCGACGCCAGAUAUCGGUUUACCAUGGUGGAUGUUGGGAGAUACGGACGGGAAAUUGACGGUGGCAUAUUUGAAGAGAGCAGAUUUGGUUCUAUGUUGCUUGAAAACGAACUUGAAAAAAUGAACUUGCCCCCACCAGCCAAUCUUCCUGAAACAGGAGUCAAAAUCCCUCAUGUAAUCGUUGGUGAUGCUGCGUUCCCCCUACACAACAAUCUCAUGUGUCCCCUUCCAGAGACGAACAAGACCAUGGGAAAGCAGAUCUAUAACUACCGUCUCUCCAGAGCCAGGCAGGUGAUGGAAAACACAUUGGGCAUUUUGGUGGCACGGUGGAGAAUCCUCAGCCGACCAUUAAAAUUUCUGCCUGACAAAGCAGUGAACAUUCUCAAAGCUUGUAUCGCUAUACACAACUUCUUGUCCUACACUGAUGACGCCAACUCACCAGUGAGCAGAUACAUCCCUGCUCAUUUUGCAGACUCGGACACUACAGGGUCGCCUCAGCCAGGCGAGUGGCGAAGAGUGUCGGCAGGAGACAGGAAUCUUUUCGAACCUCUAGAUCCUCAUUACCUUUCAGAGUGCUAUUCCACCGGAGCCGGCACUAGUGUACGGGAAGACCUGAUGGCCUUCUUUCAAUCACCCCAUGGAACUUUGCCAUGGCAGAACAACAUAGUGUCAUGACCAACUUGAUCAAUAAAAUAAACCAAGCUUUUAAUGACA